Molecule: messenger RNA, 1621 nt
Organism: Nerophis ophidion (straightnose pipefish)
Lineage: Eukaryota; Metazoa; Chordata; Actinopteri; Syngnathiformes; Syngnathidae
Product: coiled-coil domain-containing protein 97-like
Source: RefSeq, a predicted model, not a curated record
CUGCCAUUAAACCAAAGAAGAAGAACAAGAAGUGGGAACAAUAAUACUGACGGACCAACAUGGCGGCGAAUUAUCAUACUAUAGGAAAAUACUACUUCUGUGUGAAUUGAUGUUAAAAUAAGGUGAUUUAAACAUUGUAGUCUCGCUAUUUUAUAUUUUUGUAUGAAAUCCAUGCACAUUUGCGUGUACGACCAUAGAGGAGUACAACAAAUGUGUGUCUAACUCAAGUUAGACACAAGGAAGCAAUGUGGGGUGAGAUCGAACCUCGCGUUAAAACACAACCGACCCCGUCUAAUGAAUCUACAAAGGAUGACCGGAGUACAACACCCGAAACCGCAGUGUUUGAGCUACGUGUUCCCUCCAUAGUCCCUCAGGAGCCCCUGGAAGACACGCAGGUGAUUCAGAAUGUUCCGGCUCAUGUCAGCGCUUUGUUGGAGGCUGUGGUUGUGAGUGGAAGCCAAGUGAAAAGUCAGCAGAUUGGGGAUGCUGAACUGACACCAGAGGAGCGUAAAAGGGAGCUGCUGCUUCAGUACAGAAACAAGCCACUGGUAUUCCUGGAGAGAUAUCAUAUCUACCUGAAGCCUGAGCAUCUGCGAUCUUUUGCCCAUGUCAGCGCCGACCCACGGACUCAACACUACGCGGAAGUGAUUCAUAGGCGAGCUGCAGAAAGCACAAACAGGACACGAGUGAGAAACCAGCGCUAUGCUGCUCUCAGGGCCUUGCAGAAAGGUGGUCAAUAUUUCAGUGAAGAAGAGAUGCGAACCAGGGAACCACUGCUGUAUGAACAGUAUAUUGGACAGUACCUAACCGAUGAAGAAGUGCUGGAGCGCUCCCAAGGGGCUAUGUUGGAUGGUGCACAUGGGGGACCUGAGGUACAAGGAGGAGUACCUGGAGGUCUCGCCCACCUGCUCCUCAACUCUUACCAAGAGCGUCUCACCCAGGGUCGUCUGCAGGAGGAGCAGGAGAGAGAGGAUAACGUGGAGGAGGAGGACGAGGAAGAUGAAGACACUGGAAUCCAGGAGAAGACCUGGGAGCCGACCAAUGAAGAGAAGUCUCUUCUACGGGAGGAGUUUAUCAGCCAGAUGCACCAACGCUUCCUUGAUGGCAAAGACAAGGAUUUCAACUACAGCGAAGUAGAUGAGAACCCAGAUUUCGACAACCUGGACAUCGUCAGCAGGGAUGCAGAGGAAAAGUACUUUGACGAAGAUGAUGAGGAAGAAGAUGAAGACGAAGAAAUUAUGACACAAUAGUGACUGCAGUUGUAAUUGGUGUUUUCCCUAAUAUUAAUCCAAGGAAAAAGUCUGGAGAAAGAUGAGUCAUCUUAUAUUUGGCAAGCUCGUCGCAGCUUUUCUUCCGGUCACUUACAUCUGCUGGGAGGGUGCAUCAAAGGUUGUGAAAGCACAAAGGAGUCAUUAUCAAAUACCCUUUUUUAUUUGUAGUCGACCAGUUAUUAUAUUGAUUGAUUGAAAACAUUUUGCAAUUAUUUCUUUUCUUUCACAAAUCUUUUCAAAAAACGUCUUGAGAAAGUGGCAUUGCGUUACAUUCAAGCCGAUUUGGUAAGUCACUGAGUUCAAAAAUUGUGUAUUUUUCAGUUUUAAUACAAUAUUGUUUUUAGACCAUA